Molecule: messenger RNA, 1441 nt
Organism: Salvia hispanica
Lineage: Eukaryota; Viridiplantae; Streptophyta; Magnoliopsida; Lamiales; Lamiaceae
Product: protein REVEILLE 8-like
Molecular function (GO): DNA binding
Source: RefSeq, a predicted model, not a curated record
AGGAGAGUGGCGCCCCGCUAACCCUCGGCGGGUGAUGUCUCGUCGCUUUCGAAGAAGGGCCAACAAUAACGACGUGGCCACAUGUGAAGGAUUAAUCGUGCGCCUAUGAUUUUCCCUCCAGUUCCACCAACCAAACAAGUUGAUUCGCAUUCUCACAAACACCACACAACCGAAUUCACAAACCCAGCUGAAUGAAUUCCAAUCCGCCGCCGUCUCAGCUCUCCGAUGCCUCCGCCAAGAAGGUCCGGAAGCCCUACACCAUUACCAAGUCCAGGGAAAGCUGGACGGAAGAAGAGCACGACAAGUUCCUUGAAGCUCUUCAUCUAUUCGACCGUGAUUGGAAGAAAAUUGAAGAUUUUGUUGGCUCAAAGACAGUAAUUCAGAUUCGGAGUCAUGCACAAAAGUACUUUCUAAAGGUUCAGAAGAAUGGAACAGUGGCUCAUGUUCCUCCACCUCGUCCUAAGAGGAAAGCUUCUCAUCCAUAUCCACAGAAGGCACCCAAAAAUGUUUUGGUGCCCCUGCAAGCAUCAAUGGCUUAUCAGUCUUCUUCUGUGAAUUCUAUAGCACACGGAUAUCCGACAUGGGAGGAGGCUUCGGUGCUUGUGAACAAUGAAGUGCCUGGAAGCAUGCCAUCUGAAAAUGAAUACAAUUAUCUUGGAGUUGAAGCUGAUAUUGGAUCAAAGGGGGUUACAACUAUUAGUAACUGCAGCAUGAAUGCCUUUGGAAGUUCCCCGAGAGCAACACCAAGUUCUGAGUUACCAAAUCAGGGAAAGCAAGGCUCUAUUCAUGGUAUUCCAGAUUUUUCUGAAGUCUAUGGCUUCAUCGGUAGUGUCUUUGAUCCAGAUAGCAAAGAUCAUGUGCAAAAACUCAAGGAGAUGGAUCCCAUAAAUUUUGAAACUGUCUUGUUAUUGAUGAGAAACCUGACCUUAAAUUUGUCCAAUCCUGAGUUCGAACCAAUUAAAGAGGUGCUAUCAUCAUAUGAUGUCCACGUGAAGGAAGUACAAGUUUCACCUGGCACUGUGAUCAGUGCUGAAUGAGCUUACCGGCUUACCAGAGAGGACGAUGUAACUUGAUCUGUGUAUAGUAACAGCUAAAGCAUAUAUAUGUUGUCUGAGUCUCUCUUGGCGGGCACGUAAGACCUUUAUAUACAAGGUAGAAACAGCCGGCCCAAAUGACACCAGAGAUGACAGGAAUCAUCGGCUUGAUUUGUGUAGCCGAGCAGUUGCAUGUGAUUCCUCGGAUCUCUUCUUUUGCCUCUGUUGUAUAGAAAAUUGUUUAGGUAUGAGCAUGACACCUUUCUCACCGAUAACUUGUAUUCUUUUCAAUUUUGGUGCACUGCAGUCUCUUUCUGAUUGGCUGCAGCUAUGUAGAUAAGUGAGAUUGUAGUUCAGUUCUUGGUGUAAACUUUCUAGUAUUGAUAGUGCAUCUUGAAGGCUGCUUA